Molecule: messenger RNA, 815 nt
Organism: Blastomyces gilchristii SLH14081
Lineage: Eukaryota; Fungi; Ascomycota; Eurotiomycetes; Onygenales; Ajellomycetaceae
Exons: 3
Coding region: 87-815 (242 amino acids)
Source: RefSeq, a predicted model, not a curated record
GCAGAUGUCGCAACCGGAACAGGGUAAACGACUCUCUUCCUUUAGCUAUUUUCGGUCAUGUAUUAAGAUAAAACAAUCGGAGGCUGAUGAUGCGCACAUAUGUUAGGGCUUGGUUGAUUGAUGUCACGAAUGAAUUAAACAACCCCACGAAUGUUUAUCAAGGAUUUGAUAUAACGGCUGCAUCAUUCCCCUCAGACACCCCGAACAGGAUUGGAAGCUUUAGUUUUUCCCAACACAAUGCGAUAGAGCGUUUUCCUGCUGAGUUUCAUGCCAAAUUUGACCUGAUAAACGUCCGCUUGGUUAUACAAGCUUUCAAGGCUGCCGAUGUGCCAAAAGUGAUAUCAAACUUGGUGGAAAUGCUCCGGCCGGGCGGUUUCCUUCAGUGGGGAGAUCUCUCAUGGAUCGACACCAAAGUCGAACCACCCCAUGAGGACCUCGAAGUAGCCCUGGAGCUCAGUCGUAAGCAUAUGAGGUUUCAUGGUGUAGCUGAAAAAAAAAUAAAAACCCAGCCUUCCUACCCUCAUCGAUUCCACCAUGAGAGAACUGGGGAUGCAAGAUGUACCCCUCGUAAAAAAUCGACACGUGAGGCCGUCCCUAAUGCUGAAGAAGAGGAGAGCGCGAGCAAGCCAGCCCUUCUAGCUAUGCUUCCGAAGGUCUCGGAGACGCAGAUGCUGUCAGAGAAUAAGCCUGUCAACACUGCGGAGAUCGAUGCAAGACGGGUCGAGUUAGCUGGUCGUUUCGAACAGGCUUUUGCGAGCGGCUAUACUUUGACAUGGUAUUUCUGCCUGAUUGUGGGGAAGAAACCCCUGGCAUGA